Molecule: messenger RNA, 546 nt
Organism: Cylindrotheca closterium
Lineage: Eukaryota; Bacillariophyta; Bacillariophyceae; Bacillariales; Bacillariaceae
Source: the annotation of a GenBank genome assembly
AUGGAAUUUCAAAAGGGAACCCCCAUUCGAUUUGUGGCUGGCAAGUACGCUGGCCUCACGGGAUGGCGCGAUGCUUCGAAGACUUGGGGCACGGAUGGCGACAACGAAACCAGUGCCCCUGUCAUUGUCGAUCAGACGAGAGGCAAAGGUCUCAAGUCCAGCGUUGUGUCGAAGGGCUCUUUCAGAGAGAUUUUGGCAAGUACCACUGCUGGAAAUUACGCAGACCUCGUCAUCGAGAACUGCCCAGACAUUGAAAAGGACUUGGUGGCUGUAACACGCAAGCUGGCAAAGUGCAACGCUGGAGAACACAUCGACGAUAUCAAUGGGUUGUUGGUUGUUACCAUGGCUGAUGCUGUGGAUUGGCAGAGCAAGUUGACAGGAGCAAAAGCGGCUACCCGCAACUUCGCGCCACGCAACAAAGCAAAUAUGAAGAAGCGCAAGGUCUCUAAAGGAGCCGAAUCUGCUGCCGACUCAUCUGCUUCCGACUCUGUCCACUCUAUGAGCACCGGAGGCUCUGGUAUGACCACAUCUCCUUGUAAGAUCUAA